CGCCUGCCAAGCGGCGCUGGGGCGACGCCUCGCUGGCCAACGCCAUGACGCCCUCGCCAGCGUCCAUGCAGGACGGCCGCUGCAUUGCUCCAGCCGCCAGGGUGCGGUUGCGUUAAGAGUCCCUCGUGCGCGCCAUCGUCCUUCUUGCCUGCGCUCCACCUCCCUCCGGCCAGCCCCCACUCCACACGGACAGCUUGACGCUGCUUCCACCUCUCGUCUCGUCGCUCUCGCUUCUCAUUCUUAAUCCUCCCGCGUCGCCUCUGGCAGGCGUGCGCUUCUCUUUCUUCUCGGCCUCUCCUGUCCUCUAGUCCCCUCACCCUCUCCCUUCACCAUGGCCGCCUCGCCCGUUGUUGCCGCCGACGCGCUGGCGCAGAUCUCGCCGGCGCGCCGCCUCAAGCCGCUCGUGCUCGCCAAGACGUCGGGCGACUCCGUCUCGUCGCCGCGGCGCCCGUCCGCCGCCGGCGGCCCGCUGGGCGGCUACCGCGUGCUCUCCGAGAGCGGCGAGGCGGACGUGGCGGCGGAGCGCCCGGCGCCGCGCCGUGUCUCGAUGGCGGACCGGCCGUUGAUUGUGCAGGUGUCGCGGCCGUCGCCGGUGGAUGUGCUGCCGUCUGCUCGUCGCUGCUCGGGCUCGCAGCGGCGGCGCGUGUCGUCGGGACGGGUGCCGCCGCGCGCUCGUCGGGCGCUGCCGCUCUCCCCUCCGCCGCAGCAGGGCGCAGCGCCGAUGCACUUUGUGCUGCACUCGCCCGCCGGCCUCCUCGACGCCGGCCUGCUCUCGUCGCCCGACGCCCCGACGCCGCCACUGCCGUCCAAGCUGCGCGUCCCGCGGCUGCGCGCGCCGCACGCCGUGCACGGCCGCCGCGUGCGCUCCGAGACGUUUGCCUUUCCCGAACCGCCGGCCGCCGGGCUCAUGGGGCUCGGCCUCGGCGACAUUGGCAACGGCUUCGCCUCACUGCACCGGCGCCCCAUGCCGCGCCUGCGCAUCCCGCCGUCGCCGGCGUGGGCGCAGGACGCCACCGAGUGGGUCAACGGCCUCAGCCCGCUCGCCGCGGCGUCGUCGAGCGACGAGUGCGGCCUCACGGGCGCGCAGGGCUGGAGCCCCGACUCGAGCUCGCUGCCGUCGCCGGCGCUGGCCAGCAGCCCGCGCACGGCGCCGCUGGCGCUGCAGAAGCGCCGCACCGUCUCGCAGCCCGCGCCGCCGCCGGCAGCCAACGACGACGACGACGACGAGGAGGAGCCCGAGGAGUACCCGUUUCCCCUCGUGCCGACGCAGCAGCGCCCCUCGUUUGGCCUGCUGCGCCUGCCGGCCGACUUCAGCGAGACGCGCGCGCCGUCGCUGGCCGAGCAGAUGGCCUUCGCUUGCGGCCUCGGCAGCGACUGCGAGUGGGAGACGGAGGCGCCCGUCGCCGUCGCCCGUCCGGCCAGCCAGGCGUACACGUCGGCGGCGGCCUACCUGACGCAGAGCUACGGCACCUCGGACGACGAGCGGCCGCUCAGCGCCGAGGUUGGGCACAGCUGGACCGGCCGCCUGCAGAGCGACAGCGAGGACGACGAGGCGGCCUUCUGGCGUGCGCCCGUCGCCUCGCAGUCGGCACUGAGCCGCAGCAACACCGUCACCUCGACGCUCACCGCCGACAGCCCGAUCCUCAGCGGCCAUCUCGCCGCCGACUCGGGCGCCUCGAGCGACGAGUCGCUCGCCUCGCCGCGCUCGGCGUUUAGCAGCUCGGGCGCCAGCGAUGCCUCGUCGGCGACGUCGCACGGCGUCCACAGCAUGCAUGGCUACGGCACAAAGCAGCUGCAGCGGCAGCCGGCGCCGGCGUUCAGCCCCGUCGAGAUCGACCGGCUCUUCCACACGAGCCUGCUCACGCCGCUCGCCGCGCCCUGCACGCCGCAGCUCGUCACGCCCGAGGUCGCGCACGAGCAGGGCGAGGCCGCGCAGCCCGGCUCGCCCGGCAUGCUGGCCGAGUUCAGCUACCUGCUCGCCGACGGCGGCGUCGAGGAGGCGUCGCCGGCAUCGACGGUGGCGUGUGGCGUGUUCAGCCCGGCACUCAACGACGCCGAGCUCAACCUGCCCACGACGCCCGCGCCGCUCGAGCACCUGCCCAGCCCGACGCCGACGCCGGGCGCCUUUCCCUUCGCCCGCUCCACGCCGGCACUGGCGCUCCUCUCGUCGGCCUCGUGCCCCGCGCCUGCCUCAUCGCGCACCGAGGAUGCGCGCCUGCUGCAGUCGGCCAGCACGGCGCCGUCGCACAUGUUCAAGAGCGCCAGCUUUGCCGGUGCUGUGCCCGCCGCAGAGGCGCCAGCCAGCGUGCUCUCGCGCCCGCGUCCCGGCACCCGGCGCUCGACGUUCUUCGGCGGAGCCGGUCCCGCCGUCGACCGCGCCCAGACGCCGCCCAAGGUCAUCGUGCUGCAGCUGCGCCGCCCGUCCGGCUCGCCCACGAGCGCCGCCAGCCCGCGUCCUUCUAUCCCGGGACGGCGCAGCUCGCUCGAGUGCAAGCCGGCAUCCGUCGCCGAGGCACGGGCACAGGUCGUGGCACCCUCGCGCAACUCGCCCGAGGCCUUCUGGCAGGAGACCAGGGCCGAGCUGGCACCGUGCACGGCCGCCGCGCUGCCUGCCGCCGCACUGCCGACGGCCGCCUCGGCACCGCAGCUCGAUGCGCUGGCAGGCGCACCGCGUCCGCGCCGUGUGCCCGUGCCCUCCGUCUCGGCACUCGAGCUGCUCGGCGGCGGUGCGGCCAAGAACGCGGCGGGCAUGUCGCGCUCGCGCUCCGAGCUGCUGCCGUCGACGGCGCCCGCGGGCGUGCUGAGCCCGCGUGCCAUGGCCGAGGUGCGCGAGGCAUGCCGCCAGAAGCAGGCCUUCCUGCGUGCCGCUGCCGCCGCCGGUGUCGCUGGUCCUUCGGCGCAGCGGCCCUCGUCGGCCAUGUCCGGCUCGCUGGCUGCGCCGUCGCCGCGCUCGGUGCGCUUCAGCCAGGAGGUCGUGCGCUCGGCAGCGCCGUCCGUGGCGCUGCUCUCGCCGACGUCGAUCCUCAAGCCAUCGCGCCCCACGUCGGCGCAGUCGGCGCCCCCCGCGCCGCGCUCGCACGGCAUGGUCGCCUCGGCGUCGCUGCCGACGCUCUUCGUCGCGCGCUCGCACUCGCAGCGCCGCCGCGGCGUCACGGGCGUGCCGGAGACGGAGCCGACGGCACAGGCACUCGCCAAGCUCGGCCUCAACGUCGGCUGCGCCACGCGCUCCUCGACGGUGCGUGCGGUCUCGGGCGCCGCGGCACCGGCGGCGCCCAGCGGCAUCAUCCUCGUUGUCGAGGAGGUCGUGCACGAGGAGGAGCGCUGUCUCGUGCGUCUCUGAUGUGGCUUGUGUCGGCUUCUGCUCUGCAAUAUAUCCCCCACCCUCUCCCUCG
Messenger RNA from Tilletiopsis washingtonensis, 3392 nucleotides. RefSeq lists its product as hypothetical. The record is from RefSeq and is a predicted model, not a curated record. The coding region runs from base 332 to 3340 and encodes 1002 amino acids. The transcript has a single exon. Lineage: Eukaryota; Fungi; Basidiomycota; Exobasidiomycetes; Entylomatales.